This is a messenger RNA of Cannabis sativa, 874 nucleotides long. Its product is annotated as remorin. The transcript is spliced from 5 exons. The record is from RefSeq and is a predicted model, not a curated record. Lineage: Eukaryota; Viridiplantae; Streptophyta; Magnoliopsida; Rosales; Cannabaceae. The coding region runs from base 92 to 673 and encodes 193 amino acids.
UUAAAAUUUUAUCCGUUAAAUUACAGAAGAAGAAAAAUUGGACCGCUAAAUAAAUAUAUAUUACAGAAACCAAAGAGGAAAGGAUUAUCAUAUGGAGACGGAGCUGAAGAAGGAGACUAGUAUGGAAGAAGAACUGAACGCUCCUUUGGCUCAGCCCCCAUCCGACGUCGUUUCUGAGAAGCCUGCUCUUCCACCUCCUGCGCCAAAGACUGAGCCCAAGGUUGAUGACUCUAAAUCUCUAGUUGUGGUUGAGCCAAGUACUCCUGAGCCAUUGGUAAAGAAACCCUCUGGUGGAUCAAUUGACAGAGAUAUUGCUCUUGCAGGGUUUGAAAAUGAAAAGAAAUUGUCUUUUGUUAAAGCAUGGGAAGACAGUGAAAAAUCUAAAGUUGAAAACAAGGCUCAGAAGAAGCUCUCCACUGUUACUGCGUGGGAAAACAGCAAGAAAGCUGCUUUAGAAGCCAAGCUAAGGAAAAAAGAGGAAAACUUGGAGAAGAGAAAGGCAGAGUAUGGAGAGAAAAUGAAGAACAAAGUGGCUGAGAUUCAUAAACAAGCAGAGGAGAAAAGGGCAACGGUUGAAGCUAUCCGUGGUGAAGAGAUUCUCAAAGCAGAGGAGACAGCUGCCAAGUACCGUGCCACUGGGAAAAUUCCCUCCAAGUUCCUUGGCUGCUUCUAAAUUCUUUCUUACUUACGGCCCAAGCAAUGUUAUGAAGGCUCCUUGUUUUGAUCUGUAUACUUAAAUGUCGUUGGUUUAUUUUAUUUAUGUGUGAAAAUCUCAGCUGGGUACUAGAAACUUGUUCGCUAUCAACCAAAUUUGUGUAGAGAAAACAUGUUUGUUACAUAUGAAGAAGAAAAAUGAAAAGAAAAAAGUUUGGCA